This is a messenger RNA of Physcomitrium patens, 3242 nucleotides long. RefSeq lists its product as uncharacterized. Gene Ontology annotation, molecular function: DNA binding. The record is from RefSeq and is a predicted model, not a curated record. Lineage: Eukaryota; Viridiplantae; Streptophyta; Bryopsida; Funariales; Funariaceae.
CAUUACCAACUCCCUAGUUACUGGGCUGGUCUCCACUUUCUCUUGCUGUGCCUCCAUCUACAACGGAUGUUGGAUGUUGGAUGUACACAACCACCACCCCAUGGCCAUCAUGUCUCCCUUAUCCCGACUCUCCGCAACUAACAUCAUCCGUCCAUUAUCAGCAGGUUCUUCCCUUCUGAUGACGAUCACUCCUCCAGUUGACCAUCGUGCUGCUCUUCUCCAUUGCAAUACUUUGCGUUAGUGAUGAUUAUAUGAUAUAUUUCUUAUGGGUCCUGUUUUCCUCGGUGGCCGCCUUCCUUCCACUCCUCCUCAUCCUGCAUUGCUAUCCAUUUCUCUUCUCUCACUCUUGCUCCCAUACCUCUCCCUCUGAACCUUGCUUCCUAAACCUCUUUCUUCUCCAUUCUCUUUCCCCUUCCCCGACGCCUACCUCGACUGGCACUCAGGGAGUUCGUUGUUGAAUUUUCCCCGUAUGCGUCUCCACCUUCUUUCAUAUCACCCUUAUUACCGAAACGGUGGCUGGAUUCCAUACGCUUGGCUGUGAAAACCGGCGCAACUGGGUUAUUUUCUGCCAGUUUGGUACCUAUGUGGAAAAAAACCGUUUGAAGGAAGUUGCGUGCCUUGGGGGAUAAUCUUACGCUCGACUCUCUAUUUUGUCUAGCGAACCAGAGAAAAUCCGCUUUGCGUCACUGAAUUUCGUCUGAAACGCAGAGAUGCCUACUCCUUGUUCCUAGCCCUACCAGCUGGUGGAUGAAACACAAAAGUUAAUGCAAGAGGAUUAUCAUCUAUGGCCCUCUGCUACUUGCCGUGUGUUGGGGAUGCGCGCGUUUUGUUAAGGUCUGUUGCGAAUCCUUCGUCGAUUAGUGGGUACAAGGAUAACUAUUCAGCUGCUUCCUUUCAUACCGCUUCUUCAUGGUCAAUCGAUCCUAAGAGAUAUCGUUCUCGACGUCAUCGUCGAAAAUCUUCAUUGUCUUUCAAAUUAUAUCUUAAGCAUUCUUCCAAGACUUUCCAAAACCCGUGGAUACUUAUAACAGCAACAAGCGUUGCCCAAAGUAGGCGGCCUUUAGUCAUAUCAGAGGAUUUAGCUUCAGACCAGCUUCUUGCUUUUAGCUACGGAUCACCAGUAUUGAGCAGCGAGGAUCAAGAUGGUGAUGGGAGAAGAGCACAGAGCACCAGCUGUACUAUUGAUUCUCAAGAACAAUUGCGUCGAGAUAGAAUAUCAAGUGCUAAUAAAGGGAAAGUACCUUGGAAUAAGGGAAAACGUCAUUCACCAGAAACUAUCAAGAAAAUAAAAGAGCGUACAAAAGUGGCUAUGCUCAAUCCAGAAGUUCGGGAUAAGCUUCGUCAUUGUGGGAAGAAUCAGAGCACGGAAACAAAGGCAAAGAUUCGAGAAAGCUUGAUUGGAUACUGGAAUAGGAGGCGGAUUCUCAAUGAAGCGCAAGCUUUGUGUCUCAGAGAAUGGAAAAAGGUGAUAGCUGAGGCUGCAAGGGUUGGAGACUUCAGAGAGGAAGAGUACGAGUGGGACUCUUACUCGAAAGUUAAAGAACAAUAUAGGCUGGAAGAGAUUCAAGCAGAAAAGCAGGUAAGAGAGGCACGGAGAGCACGUCAGAGGGGGGAACGAAAAAAAAAGCCUGUUUCUGAUGCGCAUCGAAAGGCCAUCUCUGAUGCCAUAAGAGCCAAGUGGGCAGACCCGGAAUAUCAAGCAAAGGUGUUCGCUGGUAUGGCUAAAAGUGAUGCGAGUAAAAGGCGGAAACAUCCCUCUUCUUUGGCAGAAUCUAUUUUGGACAUUUCUAACGUCAAAGUAACUCUUGCGAAGGAAGAAAAUACUGUAGCUUCUGUUGAAGAAAUUUUGGUAGAGAAGAAAAGAUUACUACAACCUACAGAUGUGGAUGAAGAUUUUAUUGCUCAAGUUCUAGCUGAGGAAGUUACACUAAAAACAAAAUGUGACCGAUCUAUUGCCGCUCGAAAGAAAGGGCCAACAAAAGUUACCCUGGUUAGUAGGGGAGAACACAGUUUAUCAUCAAGAAAUGACAACAAGGCGGCUAGUAUGAAUGAUAAAAGAGUAAAACAAGAAGUGGAUGUAUCAACGGAUAGACCUGUAUCAGAGAUUGAUGUCAAAACUUCAACUACGGGACGAGGAGAUGUUCAGCUUAGUAAUAAAUUGUCUGCACAGUCAUAUAAAGACCCUCUUGUACUUGAGAAGAUACAGAGGAUCCAACAGCUGCGAGAGGGUCGGCUUGAGAUUGAACUGAAGCGAAAGGAAGCUGCAGACCGAGCACGUAUGCUGAUAGCAAAUGCUGAGAAAGCAGCAAUUGCAUUAGAAAAUUCCGGGAACGCUGAUCCUGCUACGUUGGCAACGUUGAGGGAGACCCGACGUCUCCUUGCCGAAGCAACACGAUCUGUCCAAGCUGCAGAAUUGAAACCAGGAAGUGCGUUGGACAAUUUGACACCACCAAGAAGUCUAAAGCCUAAGGAGAAUGAGAAGCCUGUUCGUGGUGGUUUUCACAGUCGGCUGUGGACUGAGGGAGAUAACAUAGAGGAUUGUCCUCACCCCAUUCCUAUCCAUAGUAACAUAUUCGGUGGCAAUUUGAAGCGAUCUGAUUUUAAGGAAGUAGAGUCAAAAGUGGGCCUAUCGAGUGGUUUCGAAGAUCAUACUGAACAAGCUGUUAGUGAAGAACCUCAAAAUUCCGCAGUAGAAGGGUCUUCAGGUGUGAAGAGUCUGAGUAAUGGUAUUAAGGAAAAGUUGCAGCGCAAUCGUUCAGUUCAGAGUACCGAAGAUGAAAGUACAUGAAGAUGAAAGCAUGUGGGGUUGUUCACUGUCUUAUUUGUUUAUUUAUCUACUUAUUUUUUCCAGAUGUAAUCACCUUUCGAUUGGAGAUCUAGGCUAUUGUCUUUCGAGAUAGCACAUUGCCAUCUGUAAAAAUGACUGUCUUGUGAUGAUGCAGCAGGCGAGGUUGACUCACGAAGUCACAUUUAUGCUAGAAUCUGGAGGUGAUGUUCACCAGAAAAAAGCCUCUGGUUUGUGCAAUUCCAGUUGGAAUACAUUAUAGAUAACUGCGACUUUUUUCGUUUUUAACGGUUUUGAGGAUUGGUAAGAUUUAGCUUAAAUCAAUUUUCAAGUGCAAAUCUCUGCAGCGGAGAUUAGCUAAUUGAGUAGGUUGGUGGUGAUACUUCGAAGCAACCAGCACUUGAGCUGGAUAUUCACGAACUUGUGUUGGGGAUGAGAAAAAUCUGCAUUCUGUUUU